Messenger RNA from Fragaria vesca subsp. vesca, 1584 nucleotides. Its product is annotated as UDP-glycosyltransferase 74E1-like. The transcript has 2 exons. Lineage: Eukaryota; Viridiplantae; Streptophyta; Magnoliopsida; Rosales; Rosaceae. Gene Ontology annotation, molecular function: UDP-glycosyltransferase activity. The record is from RefSeq and is a predicted model, not a curated record. Bases 96 to 1517 code for a protein of 473 amino acids.
AUUCAUAAUACAUGCAGUUGCCUCUUGUUAUUGCAUUCUUACUGUGAGGAAAAACAGAUAAGAAUUAGCUUAGCUAGAUAGGCUCAUAUUGCACCAUGAAGCUGGAUUUGGAAGAACAAAUGGGUGGUGGUUCUGCUCAGAGCAGCCACAUUCUAGUGUUCCCUUUUCCGGUUCAAGGUCACAUGAAUCCGAUGGUUCAGUUCGCCAAGCGGCUAGUCUCCAAAGGCCAGAGGGUCACCAUAGUCACCACCAUCUCUUCUAGUAAAUCCUUACCAACACUCAAUCCCACCUCGUUCGGCUCCAACCUCAGAAUGGAGUUCAUCUCAGACGGCUCCGAACAAGUUAAGGGUGGUUCGGAAACUAUAGAGGAGUCCAUCGAGCGUUUCCGAAUCGCAACCACCAAGUCCUUAACCAGCCUCAUGACCAAGAUCAGGAACAGCAGCGACGCGUCGCAAUACCCUCUCAAGUUUGUGGUGUACCACUCGGGGAUGCCAUGGAUUUUGGAUGUGGCGAGGCGACAAGGCAUCGAUGGGGCUCCAUUUUUCACGACUUCAUUAGCAGUUGCAACUGUGUUUCACCAUGUCCAUGAAGGAACACUGAAGCUGCCGUUAGAAGAGCCUAGGGCAAUAAUGCCGUCCAUGCCACCGUUGGAGCUGAAUGAUCUACCUACGUUUGUUUCUGAUGUCGAGUCAUACCCGGCUUUCCUUAAGCUUGCCAUGAAUCAAUACUCCAACUUGAAGAAAGUAAACUGCAUCUUCUUCAGCAGCUUUGACAAGUUGGAAAAAGAGUUACUAAAAUGGAUGGAGAGUCAAGACUGGCCGGUCAAGAUGAUAGGACCUACAAUUCCAUCAACGUUCUUGGACAAGCGGUUGGAGGAUGACAAAGACUACGGUCUCAGCCUUUUCAAGCCAAAUGUGGAGACUUGCAUGAAAUGGCUAGACUCCAAGAAACCUGGCUCAGUUGUCUAUGCAUCAUUUGGAAGCUUGGCCGACCUAAGCAUAGAGCAAACUGAGGAACUCGCAUGCGGUCUAAGAAAUAGCAGUUUCAACUUCCUGUGGGUAGUCCGAGAAUCAGAACAAGAUAAACUCCCUGAGAAUUUUGUAGAGGAGAUAUCAGGGAAGGGUCUCGUAGUGAGUUGGUGCGCACAGCUACAAGUCUUGGCUCACAAGGCAGUGGGGUGUUUUCUUACUCACUGCGGAUGGAAUUCGACUCUCGAAGCGUUGAGCUUGGGGGUACCGAUGGUGGUGUUGCCACACUGGGCUGAUCAACCGACGAAUGCGAAGUUUGUGGAGGAUGUGUGGAAGGUCGGAGUUAGGGUUAAUGUGAAUAAGAAAUCCGGUCUUGCAACAAAAGAAGAAAUAGCUGUGUGCAUUAAGGAGGUGAUGGACAAGGAAAAGGGGAUGAAGUUUAGAAAGGCCUCAUUGAUGUGGAAGGAAUUGGCUAAGGAGGCUGUGGAUGAAGGGGGAAGCUCUGAUAAGAACAUCGAAGAAUUUGUGGCAAAAGUUCUAUUAAUCUGAAUAUUGUAAGGUCAUUUGGUACUGUAUGUAAUGAUUGUGAUCGUUAAUAAAAGUUACUUAUCCUCCU